GAGGCGAUCAAAACCCGGACGGCGUUAUCACAUUCGAAAUUAGGGCGCACGAACUGGUGGACGGCGUCAGAGGCAACGAUCCCCUAACGGUAACCGCCGCCCUUGCCGUCGUUAAGAUUCUGGACGUCAACGACGAACCGCCCCAGUUCAAUAGGCGGGAAUAUUUCGUGGAAAUACCGGAAAAUAUUCCCGAAGGAUCGGCGCUGCCCGAAUUGAAUAUGUCCGUGACUGAUCCGGAUGAGGGAAACAAUUCUGCCUUUUCAUUGGAACUCAACGACAUCUCUGGUGCAUUUAUAAUCGAACCCAAACAAGCUGUUGGAUCGGCCAAUGUUACGAUACGUGUAGCUAAUAGUUCACUGGAUUACGAAGAUCCCAAUAGAAGAAAAUUUAUUAUUUUGGCCGUUGCUAGAGAGAUGUAUACUGAACAGAAGCUGUCCUCAACGGCUACAAUAACAGUUUCAG
Molecule: messenger RNA, 462 nt
Organism: Sitophilus oryzae (rice weevil)
Lineage: Eukaryota; Metazoa; Arthropoda; Insecta; Coleoptera; Curculionidae
Product: cadherin-87A-like
Exons: 2
Biological process (GO): homophilic cell-cell adhesion
Cellular component (GO): membrane
Molecular function (GO): calcium ion binding
Source: RefSeq, a predicted model, not a curated record